ACCAACUUACUACUAGACUCUGGCUGCAUUACUACCAUGAGACGAGGUGAUAUCUUGGCUAGUUUUCUGGGGCUUCUUCUAUGUCCUUCAUCCCGAAACUUGUUGAGAUUCAGCAUUGCGGUUCCUUUGGAAGACCACACGAGAGCCUUGACCAAUGUUCACUCAAUCGUCAAAAGGGCUACCCCAUCUCAACCAUCAGCCCCAACCGACUCGGUGCCAGAUGUCCUGGAGAAACCGGCCCCUGAGGAAGACUUGGUACCUGAUGUGCCAACAGACCUGUUCCCUCAGGAUAUCGCGUCCUUACAAUUUGCUUGGAACCACCUUCUAGAGGAUGAUCACCACGGCGUGGGCUUAGCCCUCCCGGAAACAGAGAUCGAUAAUAAGAUAGGACAGCUUAACGCGGACCUGGUACAAGCUCUUAAAGGUGAUGACAAGCCGAUGUCACCCGAAGCUAUUACAGAUGAACUAGAGCACGCACCGAAAGAAACUACCCGACCGAAAAUGUCGAGACAACUUCCAAGUGCAGAGAGUUUUGAAUCAGGCAUCGAAUUCAACCGACUCGCUCAAAGACGGAAAAUGAUACCAGAAUCGUCCAACUCCCAAGCAGACCGGCAUCUGUCAAGCACCAAGAUCAGUCAAGUUGGACCCAACACUAAAAUAUUGGAGCCAUCCACAGGAUCUGAAAAGAAUUUGAUUUUAGAUCGUCCUACCCCAUCCUGGAAUCCAGAGCCGAGCGAGUCAUCUGGCGUCACACGUGGUCUCAAGUUUCCACACUUUCCUUAAACACAUCAAAGCGAUGCAUAACGUAGAUGUGAUUUGCCGAAAGGAAUUGUUUGAACAUCAUUUCGGUUGUUUAGUUGUUUUAUUUUUGAAAUGUCUGUGGUCAAAUUUACUUGAUCGGUUUGCUCGUGUCCCUUCCUAUAGGUUUGCUGCUCUUGCCA
This is a messenger RNA of Puccinia graminis f. sp. tritici CRL 75-36-700-3, 941 nucleotides long. RefSeq lists its product as uncharacterized. The transcript is spliced from 2 exons. Bases 37 to 783 code for a protein of 248 amino acids. The record is from RefSeq and is a predicted model, not a curated record. Lineage: Eukaryota; Fungi; Basidiomycota; Pucciniomycetes; Pucciniales; Pucciniaceae.